UCAGUGCAGCCAUGCAUAGGGUGGUUGGAAGACAGCUCUCCACGUACGUAAAACAAGAGCUAGACUUUUCUAACGCAGCCACUGCUUACCGACGCAAGUCCUUCAGUGAACUAGUGCGUGCUCUGGCCAUUCUGAAAGCCUUCUCGUAUGACAGAGUCGUCGACAACAGUCUCUGGCUCAUGAACGUUGGACAGCGGUUUCUCGGUCCACGGCUGUUCUCAGCCGUCGUGAGACCAACGAUCUACAAGCAAUUCAUCGGCGGAGCGACGGUGGAGGAAAUGCAAGAGAGCGUCGCAGCGCUCAAGGAGGCCGGAGUACGUCCCAUGAUAGCUUGUUCAAUGGAAGAGGAGGAUGAGCACACUGCCGGAACGGACAUUGUGUACGAUAACAACACCGCAACUAUCCUGAAAUGUCUGGAUAUGUCCACCCAGUUGAACUCCGUCGCACCUAUGAUGCAGCUCAAGAUGACGGGCAUUGUUCCUGCAGAUCUUGUGGUUCGUCUCGGUGAAUUUUUUCGAGCUUGUCCUACGCCAGAGAGCUUGGUUGAGGUAUACGCUAAUGCAUUGUCGAGAGGGUGUUUACGCCAAGAUGAAGAACGACUCCUGGUUAUCAAGGACGAUCACCUUUCCAUACAGCUUGCUUUGGAACGUCUGAGACAAAUAGGAGAGAAAUCGAAAGAAGUUGGGGUGAAAAUUCUCGUGGAUGCAGAGUACACUCAUAUGAACGCCGGAAUAAAUCUUCUUGCCUUGACUCUCAUGGCAGCCUUCAAUGAAUCCGAACCACACGUCUGGAACACCUACCAGUGUUACUUAAAGAACGCCACUCAGACACUGCAACACGAUAUCACGGUCGCCAAGAACUUAGGUGUUGCUUUUGGGGUGAAACUUGUUCGAGGAGCCUAUAUGGAUUCGGAGAGACGUCGUGCACGAGCCAUGAAGUAUGAAGAUCCUGUUUGUGACAGCUAUGACUCGACGAAUAAGAGCUACAACAAAUCGAUGUCUUUCCUUAUUGAAAAAGUGAAAAACACAGAACAGCAGCUGAGGUUUAUUAUUGCGUCUCAUAACGAAGAUAGCAUUCGUGCUGCCUUGAAGAGAAUGAGAGAGCUGGACAUGCCCGCGGACCACCCGUCCGUCAACUUCGGCCAGCUCUUGGGGAUGUACGACCAGAUCACGUAUCCACUUGCUGAGCAAGGCUACAAUGUGUACAAGUCCAUCCCUUACGGCCCCAUGGACGAUGUCCUGCCAUAUUUGGCAAGACGCGCAAGCGAGAAUCGAGCAGUUCUCCGUGGACCUCUCAAAGAAAGGCAAAUGUUAGCCAAGGAAAUACGAUAUCGGCUGAAAUUGUCACUUCCUGUGAAAUGAUACUUUAGUGGAAGUGCAAGUUGCGCUAUUAACGUUGUGUGCGCGCAAAAUAAAUGGAAGCAGCAGCCUGUGA
Messenger RNA from Ornithodoros turicata, 1434 nucleotides. RefSeq names its product hydroxyproline dehydrogenase-like. The record is from RefSeq and is a predicted model, not a curated record. The coding region runs from base 12 to 1361 and encodes 449 amino acids. Gene Ontology annotation, molecular function: proline dehydrogenase activity; FAD binding. The transcript has 10 exons. Lineage: Eukaryota; Metazoa; Arthropoda; Arachnida; Ixodida; Argasidae. Gene Ontology annotation, cellular component: mitochondrion.